Molecule: messenger RNA, 2834 nt
Organism: Quercus robur (English oak)
Lineage: Eukaryota; Viridiplantae; Streptophyta; Magnoliopsida; Fagales; Fagaceae
Product: phytosulfokine receptor 1-like
Exons: 1
Coding region: 521-2635 (704 amino acids)
Biological process (GO): hormone-mediated signaling pathway
Cellular component (GO): plasma membrane
Molecular function (GO): protein binding
Source: RefSeq, a predicted model, not a curated record
UUUCUUUUUCUUUUUCUCCACACAUGUUCCAGCACUCUCAUUCUCCAUUCAUCUUCUCCAGCUCGCUCUCUCUGGGUUUUUUUUUUUUUUUUCUUCUUCCUCCAUACACGUUUUUCCUUAUCUCUUUAUCUCCCCCUUCUUUUCUUUCUUUUUCUCCCUCAUUCAAGAAGUGCUUUCUCUCUUUUUUUUUUCUCCAGCUCCCGGUCUCUGGUGUUUUUUUUUUUUUUUUUUUUUUUUUUUAACUUGAUUCCAGGAUAGCCGUUGUGUUUGUGAGGAGGGAAGGUGGGAGAGGGCAUUUGUGUAAUUUCACGGUAAGAGCAGCUUUCUCUCCACAGUUUUCCUCCCGAUUUGGGAGGAAAAAAAUUGGUGGGUCCGGGAGGAAAAAUUUCUCCCGGAUUUUCCAUCCUCUCUGUUUUCCUUUGCUUCCCAAACAGUGGAAAAUACUGUUUUCCACACCAUUUUCCACCCAUUGUUUUCCAUUCUCCCUAUAAUCCCUCCAACCAAACAUAGUGUUAGAGUGAUGUAUGUUCCAAUCAAAAUUUGUGACGUCAGCAUGACAAAUAUUGUGAGAGUGGGUGUUAUAUGCUUAGCAUUUCUGUGCCAGAAUAGCAUACACAUUGCUUUUUUACUUUCUUUUUCUCUUGUAUCUCUUUGGAUUCUGAUUCAUACUAGGAUGGGCUUUCGAGGUUUCUGUUUAUACUUGGCUUUAUUGGCUCUCAGUUUGGAGCCACGGAACCUGAAAUCUGAGGAACUGACAUGCAAUCCAAAUGACUUGAGAGCCAUGGCUGGUUUCUCCAAUUGUUUAGAGUCAGCAAUUGCUGGGUGGAACAGCACUGUAUCUCCUGAUUGCUGCUCUUGGUCUGGAAUCACUUGUGAUAAUUCCACUGUUUCGGGAAGAAGGGUGGUUGGCUUGGAACUUGGUAGCAAAAGACUUACUGGGAAGAUCUGUGAAUCUUUGGCAGGAUUGAAUCAGUUGAGAGUUCUAAACCUCUCUCAUAAUUUCCUCUGGGGUUCCCUUCCUACUGAGUUGUUUAGUCUGCAAAACAUAGAGAUCAUAGACUUAAGUAACAAUGAUUUUGUUGGGUCCAUCAACAACAAAGGUAUGUGUACAAUAUCUACAAGAAUUCAAGUGCUUAAUUUCUCUAAUAACCAUUUUUCUGGACAAGUUCCAAAAGAUUUAGCAAAUUGUACUUUUCUAAAUCAUCUCUCUUUUGAUGGGAAUAGUUUAUCAGGGAGUUUGCCCGGAACUCUCUUCCAGCUAAAAAAUCUUAGUGAACUGAAUCUUCAGGGUAAUAGGAUAUCUGGACCAUUGAGUAAUGGAAUUGGUAACCUCUCUAACCUUGUCAAGAUGGAUAUCUCCUCUAAUUUGAUUUCUGGAGUUCUUCCAGACAUUUUUGGGAGCCUUGCAAGGCUUGAGCACUUCUCAGCCAUGUCAAAUUCAUUCACUGGUCAUUUGCCUAAUUCGCUGGUAAACUCCCCAUCACUUCAAAUGUUGAAUUUGAGCAACAACUCUCUAAGUGGUCCAAUCAAUCUCAACUGUUCCGCAAUGAAAAAUCUUGUCUCCCUAGGCCUUGGUAGUAACCUAUUCCUUGGUCCAAUUCCUGAUGGUCUUUCCUCCUGCAGAGGAUUGAAAGCACUCAAUCUUGCCCGCAACAACCUCGGCGGUGAACUCCCUAAUAACUUCAAGAAUUUGAAGUCUCUAACACAGCUCUCACUGUCAAACACUAAACUUAGUAAUAUAUUAUCAGCUCUUAGGAUUCUACAACAUUGUAGGAAUUUAAGUAUGUUGGUACUUACAAGGAACUUUCUUGAUGAACAAAUUCCAAAUGAUGCGAGUCUGGAAUUCAAAAACCUCAACAGUCUAAUUCUUGCCAAUUGUCAACUCAGAGGUCCAAUCCCACAAUGGUUGAGUCGUUGCCACAAGUUGCAGUUGUUGGAUUUGUCUAGGAAUCAUUUGGGGGGAAACAUACCAUCAUGGUUCGGAAAGUUUGAUUCUCUCUUUUACUUGGAUUUGUCUAAUAACUCUCUCAAAGGUGAGAUACCAAAGAGCUUGACUGAACUACAAAGCCUCAUAAGUGGGAAUAUCACAAUAGAAGAGCCUGUCUCAAGCUUUCAAUUUCAACUUGUUCAACAAGGUAGACCAACCUUAACUUAUAGACAGAUUUCAAGCUUUCGACCAACUUUAGACCUGAGUUACAACAAUCUCCAAGGCCCAAUCUGGCCAGAUUUUUGGAAUUUGAAACGACUCCAUGUUUUGAACCUGAAAGGAAAUAACCUAUCCGGCCCUAUUCCAAAUAAUUUAUCAGGGAUGAGAGACUUGGAGAAACUUGAUUUGUCUCACAAUAAACUAUCAGGAGAGAUACCCCGUUCAAUGGUAAAUCUUAGCUUUGUGUCAACUUUGGACGUAUCCUAUAAUCAUUUGUGUGGGGAAAUCCCUAAAGGAGGUCAGUUCGAUACUUUUCCCAGUACAAGCUUCGAGGGAAACAAUGGUCUCUGUCGUGCAGAGUACUGUACUUGUCAGUCUGAACAGACUUUUAUCAGGAAGAAAAAAACGACAAUUAUUGGUCUACCAUUUGAAAUUGGAGCUGCUACAGGUUUUGUUCUAACUGUCAACUACUGCUUCUUGUCCCGAUAGUCACUCUCAUAGCCAAAUAAGAAGGCAAAACAUAAAAAUUAUAAUUAGAGAUUAAAGUAGGUGUAUUUCAAAGAACAAAAAUAAUAUGUAUUACCUCUUAUUUGAUAGUGUGCCAGAUUUCCUUGAGUUCAUUUGGGAAUCGGAUUGGUGAAGUAAUGUUAAUGAAAUCUUCUGUAUGGUGUUUCUGUUCUUAAUUAUA